Leptonychotes weddellii (Weddell seal) is the source of this 996-nucleotide messenger RNA. NCBI's taxonomy places the organism in Eukaryota, Metazoa, Chordata, Mammalia, Carnivora, Phocidae. The record is from RefSeq and is a predicted model, not a curated record.
CCGGGGGCCUGGCCCCACCUCCCAGAAUUACUUAUCACAGCCGGUGGAGAGAACGUGCCCCCUGUGCCCAUCGAGGAGGCCGUGAAGAUGGAGCUGCCCAUCGUCAGCAAUGCCAUGCUGAUCGGGGACCAGAGGAAGUUCCUGUCCAUGCUGCUCACCUUGAAGUGUGUGCUGGACCCAGACACCUCCGAGCCGACGGACAGCCUAACUGAACCAGCUGUGGCCUUCUGCCAGAGGGUGGGCAGCAAAGCCACCACUGUGUCUGAGAUCGUGGGCACCAAGGACGAGGCCGUGUAUCAGGCCAUUGAGCAGGGGAUCCAGAGGGUCAACAAGAACGCAGCUGCCCGACCCUACCGCAUCCAGAAGUGGGCCAUUCUCCAGAGGGACUUCUCCAUUUCGGGUGGAGAGUUGGGUCCCACAAUGAAGGUGAAACGGCUCACGGUUCUGGACAAGUACAAAGACAUCAUCGACUCCUUUUACCAAGAGCAGAAGAAGUAAUCGGGGCCAUCCUCCCAGUUUCCGCUGAAGAUGGCAGGCCUUUUGGAGGUCAUCCUGGGCUCCGGGUCCCCCUUGGUCUGGGCACACUGAUGCCCAGCAAGGUUGUGAGGUCUCCGCAUCCGGCCACGGCACUGGUGUCCACGUUUACCGGGUCUGGCACCAGCAGCCGCUGACGAUCCCAGAAGCUUCACGUGUGGAUAGUUUUACUUUUAAGCAUUGCUUUUUGUUCAGGUGACAAAUGAGAUCAGCUCAUUUGUCAUAAAGGGCGGGCUGCUGGCUCGUGUAGGGGAGGACGGAGAGGGACGGCCAGAGUUACUUGGCGCGCCGCAGGAGAGCCCACGGUCAGUCCGACCUCCUCUGGACCCACGGCCGCUGCCCACCCCGCUGUGCCAGCCCUGGGCGCUGGGCACCUCACACUUGCCGACUGACCUGAUGCUUAAUAAAACCGCUGUUGCCUGUUUGUACUGUGAUUUGAAUAUUAAACCAUUUAACAGACUU